CUCAAAAAGGAACUAGGCGAUAGGAUUUCUACAAAGGCCCUGUCGCCAGCAUAUCCCAAAAAUAAUAUGGAAGCUGGAAAACAUUCCCAGGACGUCGUAAGAUGUGAUCUUUGCAGGAAACACAUAGUUCAGAUGUUCUGUUCUCCAUGUCUCACAAACCUCUGUAAAAAGUGCGUCGGGGAGCACCUUUCUGACAAUUCAAAAAAACAUGAUAUAGUAGCUUUUGAUUUAAGAAAAUCAAAAUUCAAUUUCCCCCGGUGUAAUACUCACGACGAGGAGCAAUGUGAAAUGUACUGUGAGGAAUGCAAAACUCCUGUUUGUCCACAAUGUGUCACAUCCAUGAAACACAAGAGACAUUGUUUCAGACAUAUACAGGAGAUGCAUAACUCAAAGAAAGAAUUUCUGGAAAAGGAAGUAAGCAGAAUUAGGAAUAGUAUUUAUCCAAAGUAUAAAGAUGCCUCAAUUGAUUUAAGAACCAAUUUAUAUGGCCUAAAUAAGGAAUAUGAAAAACUUGAAAGCGCUGUAACAAAACAAGGAGAAAAAUGGCACAAAGAAAUUGAGAUGGUUGUUGAAGCAUUGAAAAAGGAAAUCAUUCAAGAGAAACAAAAACACUCAGAUAUCAUGCUAAGGAAUUUAAGCUUUAUCAAAAGAUCAAUUUCAAAUAUUGAAAUUACUUUAUCUCAAAUCAAGGAAAUUCUGAAAUCAAAUGACGUAUUCAAAUGUUUGUCUUUUGAAAUAUGUACUGAGGAAUUCAAAAAAGAUCCACCGUGGGUUGACGUUAAGUUUCCGGCGUUUGUUUCACAAAGUUCUCCGAGACAGCUCUCCAAAUUGUUUGGUUUUCUGACACCAAUCUCCAUAACACAUAGAGAGCGAGGUUACAGUAGGAAGGCACCAGAAACUGCAUCCUCUCCGCCACUGAAACAGCUGCUCCUUGAACCAACUCUCAUAACCAGCAUAUAUACUGGAUACAUAUCGCUAAACAAUGUUACCUGCCGAAAUGACGAGGAAAUCUGGAUAGGAAACCUGACCAAUGAAAUAAAAUGCAUUAAUGUUAGUGGUUCAUUGCUGAACACCAUUUCCACAAAAUCAGGUAAAAGUGCCAUGGAUCUUGCCAUAACAAAUACAAACGAUCUUUUCUAUACCGAUUCAACUACCAGAACUGUUAAUGUUGUGAGGAAUAAUGGUAAAACAGAGGAAUUGAUCCAACUUCAGGAUUGGGUUCCUCAAAAUCUGUGUGCUACCUUUUCUGGCGACAUCUUGGUUACCAUGUACAGUGUUAAUACAACACAAUGCAAACUUGUCCGUUACUCUGGUUCCUCAGAAAAACAAACGGUUCAAUUUGAUGAUCAGGGCAAUCCUCUGUAUUCCGUGAAUUCCGCUAAUAUGGUUAAACACGUUAGCGAGAACAGAAAUCUGGAUAUCUGCGUUGCUGAUUGCGGUGCUGGGGCAGUAGUGGUGGUCAAUCAGUCAGGGAAAUCGAGAUUCAUAUACAGGGGGCAGGCAUCCAUUGCCAGAAAGAACCCUUUCAAGCCACAUGGAAUCACGACAGACAGCCAGGGUCAGAUCCUGACAGCAGACACUGACAACCAUCGUAUACACAUAUUAGACCAGAAUGGCCAGUUUCUGUGUUACAUAGAUAACUGUGAUUUAUGUCAUCCAUAUGGUAUAUGUGUUGACAAAGAUGACAAUCUGUUUGUGGCUCAAUUUACAAGUGGGAAAAUUAAGAAAAUUGAAUACAUGAAGUAGUUAUAACGAUAGAUUAUUCAUACGAUUUUCUAUCUCAAGUGACCUUUUCUGAUCGAA
Molecule: messenger RNA, 1803 nt
Organism: Saccostrea cuccullata (small rock oyster)
Lineage: Eukaryota; Metazoa; Mollusca; Bivalvia; Ostreida; Ostreidae
Exons: 3
Coding region: 67-1746 (559 amino acids)
Molecular function (GO): zinc ion binding; protein binding
Source: RefSeq, a predicted model, not a curated record